Amphibalanus amphitrite is the source of this 1446-nucleotide messenger RNA. Its product is annotated as pituitary tumor-transforming gene 1 protein-interacting protein-like. Lineage: Eukaryota; Metazoa; Arthropoda; Thecostraca; Balanomorpha; Balanidae. The transcript has 6 exons. The record is from RefSeq and is a predicted model, not a curated record. The coding region runs from base 305 to 823 and encodes 172 amino acids. Gene Ontology annotation, biological process: protein import into nucleus. Gene Ontology annotation, cellular component: nucleus; cytoplasm.
GACGUGAAUACGGCCCCUGAUUUUCCACACAACCUAUUUUCGGUACCCUCACUACCCACCAUAUGCCGGACAUUUCACAAACAUUACGAUGUAAGAAAACAAAGGUGUAGAACACACAGACACCCAAUUUCCGUCCCAAGUAAUUAAAAGUACACCUGACUCGAUAUUUCAUUGACCCUUGCCGGAUCAGGCUAUUGACCUACUUUCAGCUGUCUGUUGAAAUCUGAAGUCACAAGUCACAGGCACUCGCGGCCGUUUUCGUUUCAGAGUUGUUCCAGAGUGUGUAAAUUCUCCGGUUGUGACCAUGCUGCCCCGCCUGCGAGCGCUGCUGCCCAUCGCGGUAUGUGUGACGCUGGCUCUCACCCACGGCUGCUCCGCUGAGGACGGCGACGAUGCCAAGUGUGCGGCCCAGUCCGGCAAGGACUGUCAUGCGUGCCUUCAGUUUGCUCAGUGCUACUACUGUACAUCGAGCAAGAAGUGCGCCUACAACCCCGUCAACAGCUUCCUGCCCAAGGCCAGCAACUGCUCCCUGUCGGACGUCCGCUGGGGCACCUGCUGGGUGAAUUUCCUGGCGCUGAUCAUCAGUCUGGUGGUGAUUGUGCUGGUGAUCGCCCUCUCCAUCGGCUGCUGGUGCUACUGCUGGUGCAAGCGCCGCCGCACGCGCAGUGUGGAGCGGGACGAGCAGCGGUACGCCCGGGAGCGCCAGGAGAGGGAGCAGCGGCAGGCCGAGCGGCGUGCCGAGAGACAGACCCGCACCGACGCCAUCCGAGACAAAUACGGUCUGUCGUCCCCGGCGCGGGACCCGCCGUACACCGCUCUGUAGGGCGCUGUGCGGCUCGCCCUGUCCUCUACCGGCGGGCGGCGGAGUCUCUCGUUCGGCGGGCGUCCGCCGCGGCGCUGCCGGCCUCCGAUCGGGUGAUGUACCGCUUCUGUCGCCUCGUGCCGCCGUUUCUGUCGCCUGUGUCCUUCUCUCGCCUCGGUGGCCUUUGUGGUGGACUGAGAGGAAAAUUCGCGGACGGGUGCAGUGUGCUGUGAUAUUGGACUUGCCUUUUUGUUGCAAGAUCAGUCAUCUGGUAUAUAGGACUAAGGACAAAUCACGCAAGCCACAGAAGAGUUCAAGUAAUCGGAGCUUCUUUUGAAAAGAUGUGGGUUGCAUAAUUUAGCCGCUGUUUUAUUCGUAUUUAACGUAUUUUAGUGUCUUCUAGCGUAGAACUGUUCACCGUUAACCAUAUUAUCAGUGAGGGGGUUCCACCGGACGUGAAGCUUUUAGCGGAACAACUGUGCGUCUGCAGCACGCUUCUCCUUUAUAAACGGUGCUAUAAAUGUCGGUUGUGAUACCCCGUAAUUACAUAUUUAUUUACAUUUAUAUCAGAUUUUACCGUUACAUAUCACUGUCACACAUUGCUGUUUUACUCGAUGUGUUUUCAAAUACAAAAGUUAUCUUUA